Molecule: messenger RNA, 1343 nt
Organism: Pelodiscus sinensis (Chinese soft-shelled turtle)
Lineage: Eukaryota; Metazoa; Chordata; Testudines; Trionychidae
Source: RefSeq, a predicted model, not a curated record
AUGGUGAUUAGACAGCCACAGGCUAACGCGGCCGGCCCCUCCGAGACAAAAUCGGCCGUCCCGGAGGCGCGCCGGCGAUUGCAGGAGGCAGUGAGGGCUGGCGACAGGACCCGAUGCCCCUUCCCGGCUCUCGCACGUUCUUGGAAGCAGCCGCCGUUGACGGUUUGCUGGUCUGCCGGCAAAACCAGGUCCCCCACGCUGGGGACUUCGUGGCGAGACCCUCCCAACAAACACCCGUCUUGCUUCUUCCAGGAGGCGCCGCAAGAGCAGCUGGCCGGGCUGAGGAAAGACCGGGAGGAAGCCAAAGCCAACGAGGAGAAGAAGAGCGAGGAGUUGCUGAAACAGACCGAAGCCGAGCGGCAGAAGAUCCUAUCGGAGUGUAAGGACCUGCGGGGCUUCCUGGAGGAGAAGGAGCAGUUCUUGCUGUCCCGGCUGGAGGCUCUCGACGGAGACAUCGUCCAGAGACGGGACGAGAGCGUCUCCAAGCUCUCGGAAGAAAUUUCCCACAUCGAUAAACUGAUCACCGAGAAGGGAGGCGAGUUGCACCAUGGCACCCUGACUCACCGGGGUGCAGCCAAAACCUUUCCCUUUUGGAUAAACUGCAGGGAACCUUUUUGGGGGUUUGGAGGGGGGGCGGCUGACCUACAGAAAAAUCAGCCAUCCCCAGCUUUCUCCUGAAUCCCUACCGGAAUCGCCUGUUUUCUCUCGGGGUUCGGAAGCUGCGGCCGGGUGGUUUGGGGCGGGGGGACGCGCCCGGCUGUUGAACCCCUCUCCCUCUCCCUAGCGGAUAUCACGCUCGACCCGGACACGGCCAACCCCUACCUGACGCUGUCGGAGGACCGGCGGAGCGUGCGGCUGAGGAGCGCCCCGCAGGACGUGCCGCCCAGCCCGAAACGCUUCGACGCCUCCUUCUGCGUGCUGGGGGCCGAGGGCUUCACCACGGGCCGGCACUACUGGGAGGUGGAGGUGGGGGACGGGGACAGUUGGGUCCUGGGGGCGGCGCGGGAGUCGGUGCGGCGGAAGGAGAAGGAGGAGUUCACCCCCGAGGAGGGGAUCUGGGCGGUGGGGCUGAACUGGAAGGGCAAGAACUGGGACCAGUACCAGGCAUUCACCUCCCCCGAGACGCCCCUGACCCCGGGUGAGAGGCCCCGGAAAAUCUACGAGGGCGGGUGGGUGGCGUUCUACAAUGCUGACAACAUGGCCCCCCUCUUCACCUUCACGGCCGCCUUCGCUGAGAAAAUCUUCCCUUUCCUGUGGCUCUUCUACGUGGGCUCCUCCCUCACGCUGUGCAACUGAGCCGGCCCGUUCCCGCAGGGGAUCUGCAAAUGCGCUUGAGGGUGAAG